GUAAACGUUACAGAACUGGCAGUGUGCACGGGAAUUUUCUUCAAGAUGAGCUUCCUCUUGCCCAAGCUGACUAGCAAGAAAGAAGUGGACCAGGCCAUCAAAAGCACUGCAGAGAAGGUGUUGGUUCUCAGGUUUGGGAGGGAUGAGGACCCUGUCUGUCUGCAGCUGGAUGACAUACUCUCAAAGACCUCUGCUGACUUAAGUAAAAUGGCUGCUAUUUACCUGGUAGAUGUGGACCACACUCCGGUUUAUACGCAGUACUUUGACAUCAGUUAUAUUCCAUCUACUGUAUUUUUCUUCAAUGGACAGCACAUGAAAGUGGAUUAUGGGUCUCCAGAUCACACUAAAUUUGUAGGAAGCUUCAAAACCAAACAAGACUUCAUGGAUUUGAUUGAAGUCAUCUACCGGGGAGCAAUGAGGGGAAAACUUAUUGUUCAGAGUCCUAUUGAUCCCAAGAAUAUCCCCAAAUAUGACCUCCUCUAUCAAGACAUUUAGCACACUCGUGGCUGUUGGAGAUGAAAGAGACAUGGGUGGAAACAGGACCUGAACCCAGAGGGCCUGUGGUCUGGAGUCCCUCAGAGACAUGUUCACUGCCCCCGCAGAGGGUUUCAUGUGCCUGUAAUCAAUGGCCCUGCCAGUGCUCCCAAGAUCCAGGUGCCUGAGCGUCCAUUCCCUGAGAGCCUCAGAGCAGUCAGGUGACAGUGUUCCGUGGCCUUUGUAACUUCCCUUUAUCUGGAUUUAAGGUCAUGCAUCCUCCUUGACACUAUGAGAACAGCUUGAUUAACAUGUUUACGCACGCACACACACACACCCUUCCCCGUGCUUCCAUUCACUUGCUUCUUUUGCUCCCUCCUACCCCAGCUUCUCUUGAAAUAAUUAACUUUCUUUUAGGUGAGCUCUUUUGUUUUAGGGACUGAAAGCACUGCCCUGGUCUGUUCGUUUAUAGCUGGCAAGCUGUUAAAUUGACACGAGGAGGUCAAUGGUAUAGCCCUUCACCAUCCAGCAGCACAGUUUAAGCUAAACAAGUUUGCUUCCUUGAGAAGUAAGGAUCAGAGCUCCCCAGAAGGCAAUGCCAACACCCCUUAUUUCAAGGACUCACGAUCAAAGGUAUAUCAGAAUUGCCAAGAGGAAAUGCCUGUGGGAUUUGCUGGUUCCAGUGGCUUUUGAAGAAUAGCUAACCUUCCAGUAUCCCCCUGGCCCAACCUCAGAAUACUUGUGUCUCUCUUAAACCUCAUGGGGGCUGUGGUUCCUGACACACUGGAAUGAGAGAGUAGGUACAGAGCUGGAGGUCUAUGGUCAGGCAGCUUGUGCCCUGACGGGCAGCAAGAGACCGGUUGCCAUCAGAGACCCCAGACUUGUCACAGCAGCACUGACACCUCGGGGCCAGCUCUGUUUCGCUGCUUUCUUCUAAGCUUGUCCUUCAGGGAAACAUGAAAUGGGCCCCGGUUCUGACGAAUGUGGCACAGAAAGAAGGUUGUUGGGGCUUUCAGUGGCCUCCGCUUAAAGCUGAGUGCCACUUUGGGGAUGGGGAAAAUGUCCCUUCCCAUCCCCUCCUUCUUAUACAUACAUGGGGCUUUGGCAGCCACCCUAGGCCUAAGAGAUGAAAAGUUAGUGUGCAGAGAUCAUAGAAGUCAGACCUUAAUGUUAUUGAAGCCUAGGUGAACUCUAAACCCUCCUCAUCCCUACGAGCAAAUAAAACUUCUUUGUCCAA
Phodopus roborovskii (desert hamster) is the source of this 1711-nucleotide messenger RNA. It is a transcript of the gene Txnl4b, whose product is annotated as thioredoxin like 4B. The transcript is spliced from 3 exons. Bases 46 to 495 code for a protein of 149 amino acids. Gene Ontology annotation, biological process: mRNA splicing, via spliceosome. Gene Ontology annotation, cellular component: spliceosomal complex; U4/U6 x U5 tri-snRNP complex; U5 snRNP. NCBI's taxonomy places the organism in Eukaryota, Metazoa, Chordata, Mammalia, Rodentia, Cricetidae. The record is from RefSeq and is a predicted model, not a curated record.